AUGGACGACCUUCCAACCGGUGCUGACGACGAUGUCAUAAUGUCACUAGCGGGAUCCCCGAGUGAUGCCCUAUUUGGACUGGACAAUGCCGACUUUGAUCCCUCCCACGAGACCGAUCUUCGUGCCGAUGAGAACGAGGCUGAGAGAAAGGUUGCGGACGAGGACGAGGUUAUGCUUGACGACAGCUUGGCAGACGAAGAUACGGAAUUUGUGCCGGCAGAUGGCGUCUCGAUUCAAUUAGAGAGUUACAACGCCGCUGCCGAGCCCGCAACUGAGGAGAUCGCAAAAACACCGCCCAGAACCGACCUCGGCGUGGAUGAACACAUUCCUUCCAUUGAGGCUGAUGAUACACACGAAAACGAGACGGCAAUCACGAGCGAACGAGUAGAUGGCUUUGAAAGUAUCAAGCCAGAAGAUGGCAUAGAGGAGGCGGUAUCGAAAUUGCGCCCGUGGAACUUCGAGAUAAUCCUACCGCGCAUAUCACCGGAGGAACGCGCCCAGUACCUCUCAAUAAAGAGCGACGUUGUGGAUGAAGUUAUUGAAGAGGUACCUGGUGUCGAAGGCGAAUUGUGGUACAGAGUGGAGUUCACAGACGGACGACAAGACACCGGCAUCAUGGCUCCAGACACCAGCCACUGGCAAGACGAGUGGGAGGAUUCAAUUGCAGAAUCUGAUGCCAAUCUCGAUACUAUUGAGCUUGACGAAGAUGAAGUUCCCCGUCAAUCUAAACGUCUACGAAUCUCGACACAUCGCCGCACGCGCGAAGACUCCGAUUCCGACGAGGACGUUCGUUCCCGCCGUUCCAAACGCCAGCGUACGUCUACAAGACCGAGCACGAGACACAACUCGAAAGUGAUCUCAGACGAUGGGGUCACGGACGAGGUUCCCGCGCGAGGUCGACAACUCAGAGAGCGGACUCAGAAACAGCUCAAAUUGACAAGCAUGGCCUUUGCCAGCAUGCCCUUAAGUCGGGACAAUGAUUUGGACGAGUUGUCUCAGGACCACCCUCGCCAACAAUCCGACGACGACGAUGACUUUCAGAUCAUCACAUCCGAUCUCUUGCCAAAGUCCUCCUCGGCCAGGCGCAAGAAGUCACGCCGCCUUAGGGUCAAGGCCAAAGCCAUCGAGCAACCCAGAUCUCGUGGUUCCUCAAUUGAGUUUGAGGAUCGUCGCCGGUCUGGCAGAUCCACGAGGAACAAGGGCAGCAUGCUUGAUCUUGCAUUGAUGGAUGAGGAAUCAUUCUACGUUGAAGAUACAGCACCCGCCAGCGUUCCCAAGGUCAUGAACAUCAAGGAAGUCUUCAAGCCAAUUGACCAUGACGCACCCUUCAAUCAAUAUCACUCCGAUAUCUGCAUCACGUGCAACACUGGUCCUGCCGCCAACAAAGGUCCCCUGAUUGGCUGUCAAGGCUGCUCCGUAUCUUUUCACAAAAGUUGUAUCGGCUACAGAUCUGCCAGAGAACAUAUUGUCACCAAGGUCGGCGUGGACGAUUUUGUUCUACAGUGUAAGUUCUGUAUUGGCAUCUAUGCCAAGAAGGACAGGAACAGCCCAAGACAUAGCCGGUGUCAAGAAUGCAAACGUUCCGGGCGGUCAUGUGCGGCGUUUUCGCCCAAGAAAACCCCUAGACAAGAGGAGAAAAUUCGUCUUGACAAUGGUGGUGAAGACCCUGUCACGGCAGUGGCUCCAUCAUUGGUCAACAACGCCGAAAACCUCUUAUUCCGCUGUAUCAUGUGCAAGCGUGGAUGGCAUUUUGAGCAUUUGCCAUCGUCACAAACGGAUUCAGACGUGUCUGACAUUCGCCAGCAGCGACUUGCUGAAUACUCUGUCGACUGGAAGUGUGUCGACUGCGGCACGGUAUCCGACAAGAUACAGACCUUAGUUGCCUGGCGGCCCCUGGGUAAAGCCUCACUCGAAGAGGGGAAGACCUAUAGCGAUUUGAAUGAGGAUGAGAAAGAGUAUCUCAUCAAGUGGCAGGACAAGUCGUACUUCCAUUGCAGCUGGAUGCCUGGUGCAUGGCUCUUUCACAUUGCCGCGGGUGUGAUGCGCAACUCCUUUGCGAAGAAGGAUGCGGAUCAGAACUUGGCCCUGAAAUUUACCGAAGCCGAGGCAAUCCCCCAAGAUGCCCUCAUGGCCGAUGUCAUCUUCGAGGCCAAGGUGAAAGGAGAAAAAGCAAGGACGCUGGAAGAUGAGAUGGAGCGUAUUGAGAGCGUCGAUAAGAUCUUCGUGAAAUUCCAAGGUCUUGGCUACGACGAAACGGUAUGGGAUUCGCCGCCAAAGUCAGAUGCCGGCGAGGUUUACACAGCAUUCAAAGCCGCAUACUACGAAUACCUCACUGGCAAGUACUUCACCAGCUCCACGAAUGCCAAAAUGAAAGAGCGCGUCAACAAGUGGAAGGACAAGGAAUUUGUCAAGUUGGCCCAGCAGCCCCCUGGUCUGCGCCGCGGCAAGCUUAUGGAAUACCAAAUUGAGGGCGUCAACUGGAUGCUAUGGAACUAUCACAGCGAAAAGAACGCCAUUCUUGCCGAUGAGAUGGGACUGGGCAAAACGGUACAGGUCGUCGGCUUGAUAUCGACCCUGGUCCACGGCGACCCAAAGUGUUGGCCUUUCCUUGUUGUCGUUCCGAACUCAACCUGCCCAAAUUGGCGUCGCGAAAUCAAACAAUGGGCUCCAGACCUCCGAGUAGUCACUUACCAUGGUGGCAAGCAAGCGCAAGAGUUGGCGUACAAAUACGAGCUCUUUCCGCGCGGCUCCCAAGAGAUCAAGGCCCACGUUGUUGUCAUGUCAUAUGACUCUGCGCAAGACGAUCGCACGAAACAUCUCUUCCGUUCAGUUCAAUGGGCUGGCCUGGUAGUUGACGAGGGACAGCGAUUAAAGAAUGACAAGAGUCUCUUGUACACGGCUCUGCGUUCCAUGCGGUUCCCCUUCCGACUCCUUCUCACGGGCACGCCGCUGCAGAAUAACAAGCGGGAGCUUUUCAACUUGCUUCAAUUCAUCGACCCAACCCAGAAUGCUGCGAAACUCGACGAAGAAUUCCAGGAGCUCAAUGCGCAGAACCUCCCUGAACUGCACGGUCGGAUCAAACAAUACUUUCUGCGGAGGACCAAAGCUCAGGUUCUCAAGUUCUUGCCUCCCAUGGCUCAAAUCAUCGUUCCCGUCUCUAUGUCGAUCCUACAAGAGAAGCUCUGCAAGUCAAUCAUCGCCAAGAGUCCCGAUCUGAUCAAGGCAAUCUUCGCAGACGACAAGGUCAACAAGAAAGACCGUGGCAGUCUGAACAAUAUUCUCAUGCAGCUACGGAAAUGUCUCUGUCAUCCGUUCAUGUACAGCGAAGCAGUCGAAGAGCGAACAGUUGACCAAGUCCAGCUACACGAGAAUCUAGUGUCGGCGUCAGGGAAGCUGAUGCUUCUCAACAUCAUGUUGCCGAAGCUGAAAGAAAGAGGACACAGGGUUCUCAUCUUCAGCCAGUUCUUGAACCAAUUGGACAUCAUUGAAGAUUUCCUGAACGGUCUCGGCUUCCAAUACCGACGACUUGACGGCAGUCUCAGCAGUCGGGAAAAGCAGAAAUAUAUCGAUGACUACAACGAACCUAACUCUCCAGUCUUUGCAUUCCUUCUCUCCACAAGAGCUGGAGGCGUGGGUAUCAAUCUCGCAACUGCUGACACUGUCAUCAUCUUGGAUCCUGAUUUCAACCCCCAUCAAGACAUCCAGGCUAUUUCGCGUGCUCAUCGCAUUGGUCAGAAGCAUAAGGUGUUGUGCUUUCAACUCAUGACCAAGAAUUCAGCAGAGGAAAAGAUCAUGCAAAUUGGCCGCAAGAAGAUGGCUCUCGACCAUGUUCUGAUCGAAGCAAUGGACGAUGUGGGAGAGUCUGAAGACCUAGAGUCGAUCUUGAAAUUCGGUGCCUCAGCAUUGUUCAGCGAUGAUCAGAGCGAAAAGGACAUCGUCCGGUACGAUGAUGCUAGCGUUGACAAGCUCCUUGACCGGUCGACUAUUGAGCAGACAAAGACUGGCGACGACGAUUCCGCUGAGUCGCAAUUCUCCUUCGCCCGUGUAUGGGCCAAUGACAAGGACGGAUUCGAAGACCAUCUUGCUGAAGAAAACGAGCCCACAGUCAAUCCUAACGUAUGGGAGGAGAUCUUGGCAGAGCGAGAAGCAGAAGCCAAACGCGUGGCCGAGCUAAACAAGGAAGUUCUUGGUCGAGGUGGUCGACGCCGCCAGGCAAUCAGCUACAAGAAUAACGGCGGUACCGGCGUGGUCACUGACCUCCCCAUCAACAGCGACAGCUCCGAUAAUGACGGAGAUUUUGUCGGUGGAGAUGAGGAGGAGGAUCCUGAUACUGACAUGGAAAAUAGGGAUGACAGUUCCAAAGGCCAAGGCGCCCUCCACAAGUGGAAAAUCAAUCCGGACUGGCCUGGAUCAGGUCCAAACCCCAUCCACGGAGCAAUCCAACGAAACGGACGACCCAAUCACGUCUACCCCGUCUACCCACCUCCUCAGCCCAACCUUAACCCCAUCUAUCACCAGCCCGGAGCCGAGCUCUACCCACAACCCCCUCCCGCACCAGGAAGCCGUCCCGGUCGACCGAUGAAGCCUGACAUGGCCUGGCUUGACCACUUGACAGCAGCCCGAACGGUUACUGGCGGUGAGUUGCCUCCAACUCAGCAGGCUGCUCAUGGGUUCUACCAGCAACAACAGUCUGCUCCUGUCAUACGUCAAGCAGCGUCUGGCAACCCUAUUGUGCCAUCUGCGUCAGGCAAGGCACGUAGACCGUCGUUCGGCUGUGCCUCCGUAACGAACCUCAUGGGAUUUGCUCUUAUGGAAUCGAGCCUUGCCUAUUCUGCUUCCGAAAAAUCAUACUCGCCACAGGGCUCCCGAGGCUUUACUCGCAAUACGACGCCUGAAUCCGAGGCUUCAUCGGAACUGAACGGUAUUCUUAACGCGCAAAUUAGCGACAGAAAGAUGAAAAGCUCCCGAGUCGUCUUCUUCGAUUCCCAAAACCAGCCUCAACCGUUUUAUCCUCCCGAAUACCCUCAGUCUGGGUCUGUGCAGACACCGAUGAGACACGGCCUCGCAAACGCUCCCCGCAGUGUCGAUGCCCCGAACUGGCGCAUGGGUAUGGGCAUAGGUAUGGGAGGCGGUCCAGGCCACAGGCACUACAGCUCGUUCAGCUCGUCGGCCAGCGGCACCGAGUACAUGAUCAUGGGAUCACAAGUGCAAGAUUGUCAGGCUUCAAGCAUGGGAAGAAACACGAACAUCGACACUUCGGGCUUCCACGGCUACUGUCUGGAUCGUGGAAACGGCAACUAUACCAGGUUGAUUCCUGCCGACUCGCUUCCACCUUUAAUCGGUAUACCAGCCGUUCAGAAUGGCGCUGAAGGUCUGCUUGUUCUCCCACAGCCUCGAGGCGUGGACCCUCAGAAUUUGGCUAGCAGCCCUGUCCAGCCUGUUGCUUUCAGAUCACCUCCGUCUUCACCGGCACCGGUAUCUGAUGCCCUUCAGCGUAGAAUCGACCAGAUCAUUGCCACCUCCCCCAACUCGCCAAAGAAGCCCAAGAUCUACUGUGACAAGGCUCUUGCUAGCUCGACGAGAGCGACGCCGUCGUGGCGGAGAGGCGAGGGUGGCAUGAACCAGGGACGGAUGAGCGCAGGAUCACUGGCGAGACCCGUUGCAGGACACAGAAACUCGCCUGGUAAGUCUUCCAUUGCCAUUCCUUCUACGGAGUUAAAGCUCAUAUCAACAACAGACUCGAGACCUACGUACCAGCAGAAUAUGGAUUCGCCUACCUCAUCUUGUGUCUGGGGCCCGAUCGGUCCGCCUUCGAAGCAGACGCCCGACCCAAAUCCGCAUUCCCACCAGAAUAUGAGUGCCUUCGCCACUUCCAACAACUUCGCUCUGCUGAGCUCUCUUGACGCGAACAUGGGUGAGAUGGACGAUGGCCGCAGAUAUGAGUCCUACUAA
Messenger RNA from Colletotrichum lupini, 5952 nucleotides. RefSeq names its product SNF2 family domain-containing protein. The record is from RefSeq and is a predicted model, not a curated record. The coding region runs from base 1 to 5952 and encodes 1983 amino acids. Gene Ontology annotation, molecular function: ATP hydrolysis activity; chromatin binding; DNA binding. The transcript is spliced from 10 exons. Gene Ontology annotation, biological process: chromatin remodeling; negative regulation of transcription by RNA polymerase II. Lineage: Eukaryota; Fungi; Ascomycota; Sordariomycetes; Glomerellales; Glomerellaceae. Gene Ontology annotation, cellular component: nucleus; chromatin.